AAGCCGCUGGUGACCGGUCUGCUCUACCAAGCUUAAAUGCUCCACAGCGUCCUGUCCAACUUUGGCAAGUGAACUUUUGUCCGUUUAGUAUCGCUGUGACCGAAGGAGAACUUCAGAUACUGUGCGGUGAAAUCAAAGACAUUCUUCCAGUUAAUUACAACAGCAAUGACAAAAAAAAAAUCUAAAGCAAAGAAGCAUAAGAAAGAAAGGAAAAGAUCGCCCACACCUCCCUGUGAGGACAGAAGGAAGCGAAAAGACGACAGAGAGACUCCUGACAGGUCAAAGGAGAGAAAAAAACAUGAGCAUGUGUCUAGGAGAAAAAGCUCUGGCAGUUCACAGUUAUCUACAGAAGACAGUCCAAAGAAGGAGACGUACAAAAACAAAUCAGAUGUAAAAAUCAAGCAGACGGUGUUCAGAAACAAAAUAUCUCAGGACAGCGAUUACAGAGCAUCACAUAGCUCAGUGAAAUGUUCCUCUUUGGAAUACUAUGUCCCCAGCACUGGGAAAAGCUCAAGCAGCCAGACUCCAUCCAGGUCUUCCUCUGUUGUCUCAUCCAAAGAGCUGGAGGAGCAGAGGAAAAAACUGGUUAAGAGGAGGUCUACAUCAGAGGAGCCCAGACAAAGAUCGCCAAAGGCUGCAUUUCUUCCUGAGGAGAAGAGCAAGAAGCUAGAGAAGAGGAAAUCCUUGCCAGAGGAGGGUUGCCCUGCAGCCAAGAGGUGGAACACUGCAGAGCAGGUUGAUGUUGGUGUGGUGCACCGAAAGUCUGCAGAGUUGACUGAGCAGAGAAAGAAGCUGGUGGACCGCAGGUCCAGGGAGCUACGCAAAGAGGUUGUUUCAGAAGGGAAAUGUAGCUGUCCUAUUAAAAGAGAAAGCGAGCACUCAAAAGAGGCUUCAUCCUCCAUCAAAAAUACAAAUGCUACCCAGCAUGUCGGUCCCAAAAUGCAGGACAGCGACAGACAAAGAGGGCAGUCUCACUCUGCAACCUUAACCUGUCAUCAAACCUCAGGUGUAGAGCCGUCAUCAUGUCUCCGUCUUCCAGUUACUUUCAAAAUCCCAAAGAAGUCUAGUGUUGUAAAACCACAGACAGACACAGAUGUUUGGGACAAUCGUAAAACAUCUGCAGUCAUCAAAAAGCAUUCCAUCCCUGUUUCUGUGAGCUCUCCACCUGCACAGCGAAAUAAACUGAGGCCUACAGACGUUUCUGCUCGAGUUCCUCCCUACUUAGAGUCACAUAAAACAUCUUCACCUCAAGUCCAGCUUGGGCAGUCUAGUCCACUGAGAGAGAGAAGCUCACCAAGGAACACUGCUAUACAACAAGCUGUUUGUCAAGGUACUUCUACUGUGCACACAGAAACGUUUGACAAUGACCAAGAGAUGCAGCUGGUUGAAGAAUUGCACUUGGCCCGCUCUGACAAGAGACUCCAGGUGAAUGUGGUGGAGAGCUGUGGAGAGCUUACCUGCAUGGAUGUCGACCCACCAGAGGAGGGCAUCACUGAGGCACAUAGUCAUGGGCAGCACCUGCAGGACCUCUUCAUUGUGCUGGACACAAAUGUUCUCCUCAGCCAUCUGGACUUUGUGAAGAAGAUGAGGUCUCAUGGGCUUGGAGCCCUGGGCUUUCCUACGCUGCUGGUCCCCUGGGUGGUUCUUCAAGAACUUGACUCACUGAAGAGUGGAAAAUUGUCCAGGGAAGUGGAGCACAAAGCUCGGCCAGCUGUCCAUUACAUCUACAGCUGCUUGAAGAGCCAAGAGCCACGUCUCUGGGGACAGUCCAUGCAGCAGGCCUCCCAGGCUUCCUGUGGGCUGGGCGUCGUGAACAAUGAUGAUCGAGUGCUGCAGUGCUGUCUGCAGUACCAGAUGUUGUAUCCAGAGGGCACUCUCAUCCUAUGCACUAACGAUAAGAACCUGUGCAGUAAAGCUCUGUUGAGUGGAGUUAAUGCGCUGAGUAAAGCAGAUCUAUGGGAGCAGGCAGAAGGAAACCUUGGGCUGUUAAACCGCAGCCAUAGCCAGCAUGCUGCACGUCCUCCUGUAGGACACACCAAAGAAGAGCAUGAGAGAAAGCUGUGUGAUGAAAAGGAGGAGGCGAGCAGGAGGACGGCAUCUUGUGCAGAGUGGCAGCUGAGUGAGUGUGUGCCUGUGCUGGAGAGCAACCUGCAGAGUGCUCUCUCUGCAGUUCUGGAGGAAGAGAUGAAGGCUGCUUAUGGAGAGCUGUGGACAGAGAUAGUGUAUUUGAAUCCUCCUUGGACUCUGGAGACUGUGCUGCAGUGUUUCCGGAAGCAUUGGAUUGCUGUGUUUGGGAACAUUAUCAAGAGAAAUCUAUUGAGUUGUGUAGAGAUGCUCAGCAGCUGUCUGUGCUUAGGUGCAUCAGUGGAGCGUAGCUCUGUUCUAACUGCAUUGCGCGCAGCGGAGGAGCUGCUGAUGGAGCUUAGCAGCAGGUCUCAGUACAGUGGCCACGUGGCAACAGCCCUCUCCUGCUUCCAGACUCUACGACACAGACUGCAAGGCCAGGAAGUGACAGUGGAGGACACCAGUGAUGGUGACACCCUGAUGGCUGAGGCAGUGGAAGAUGUAGCACCACCUCCCCAGACUUCUCCUAAUGAAGUGUGGGCUUUUUUUGAGAGCCUCUGGAACAAUGUCUGUCGUGUCAGCUCGACUCUGUUCUCGGCACUACAGUACUCACCAGACUCAGUGGAGACAGUGCAGCUGUUAUUCACAACCCCACCUCAGGAUGCUCUGACCUGCCUCCACAGGCUCUCCACUGCUCUUACACAGCUACUGGAGGCCUUCCAAAGGGUACUGUCUGUGGACAGCACUGUUGAGGAUGCUCAGACCUUGCUCACUGUCAUUCACACUAGUGAGAUUGCUGCUGUGGAGCCACGGUUCACUGCCAAGGACCUGUUUGAAUGCCUGUCUCAACGAGAGUACAGGGAAAAGCUGUGUGUAGGAGGAGCCCAGCUGAUGGAGCUAAGAGCAAAUCUGGAUCGCUGUGCAGCUGCUGUGUGUGGUCAGAGUGAAAGCAGAACCUGAAGCUGGUAAUCAAACACAUCCAAACUUCACUGACAACCAAUUCACAUCCACACUACAGCAGAGCAGCUGAGUGGUUCAAUAUUCAGUUGGACUGAAGAACGUUGUUUACAUAUGUGACUACCACCAAAACCACAUCAUCUUACUGCACCUCCACUUUUAUACCAGGCUCUUCACAAUCACAGCACUAUGAAGUUAAUCUAGGUUAACCUUUUAAGCUCUUCUUUACGGCGGCCGACAAGACCCUAUUCGUAGUACAAUUAAAAACACUGCAAAGUCAUAAACGCGCUGCAAACACAGAACACUUUCAUCAACAUGACCCUAUCAGUGCUGCAUUUUACAGAUGCACUCAUAAAGAAACAACACAUGCAACUUCUGAAACGCUGCAAAGCCAGUCACAACAGCCACAACACAACGGAACUGUUUCUGGAAGACGCUAAGGGCUCAGAGGGGAUGGAAUAUCUAUGAUGUAAGAUCACUGACAGAACUAGAUAAGACUGCUGACACAUCCCAAGUUCAUGGUUAACCUGCCUAGUUCGCUAUCUGACGUUGGAACCGUACCGUGGGAGUUCUCUAGUAUUACUAGUUUAACUUUUACAGCUAAUUCCCGUUACGAUACUGUGAUUGCAAUGGUAUGCUCAAAUAAAAGUUGGCUUACUUUUACCAGUGAACGUUUGUGCUGCGAAGGCUACAUCCUCUUUAAGCGUCCUCUGGAAACAUCUCUGUUGUGUUGUGACAGACUUAUGGGCAUUUCUGAAGUUGCGUGUGUCUUCUGUGUUUGUGGUGCGUUUAUGGAAUGUGGCGUCUGUGUGGUCAGUUUGCUGAAAGUGGUUUCUGAGUUUGUGGAAGGUCUACGACUUUACAAUGCAUUUGUAAAACUGUUGUCAGUUUGAUGAAAGUGUUUUGUGCAUUUGCAGCUCAUGUUUUAUUUGCAGUUUGUUGGGUCUUUUCUGCCACCGUAGUUCUAAGACCAGCUUUACCUUUUCUAUUUGGUUUUCUCUGUGAGAAGCUGGGUCUUACGGAAGUCCGGAGAGGCCAUGUGCUGUUGCUAGAGUUUUCUGUUGUUAUCUUGAUCUAACAAGUUAAUUAUCUUGUGAUCUCAAGUUAACAAUUUGGUUAUCUUGAGAUCACAAGACACCUCACUCAUAAUCCGAAGAUAACUUUUGUUAUAUUGAGAUCGCAAGAUAAUUAACUCGUUGUCUGAAGAUAACACUCCAGAAAAUCAUAACCACCUCAUGGCCUGGACUUACAUAAGCUUUAAAUGUCCUUUUAAUGUCCUUGCUGUUAGUUCCAUAUGAGAUAGUCGAACAUUGUUGACAAACCCUCCAUUGACGUUGAAUUGAAUCUUAGUUUGGUCUCAUUUACAACCUGUUUUAGAGGCAGUUUAAGUUUUUACUUUAACAAAUUACGGAUGCACUUGGUUUUGUGCAAAAGUUUGGGUACCCCAGACAAAUUGUUUGUUGAUUUUCUAAGUAAAAAUAAGGUAACUAAUCCUCUAUGGAGAGUAGACUUCUGCCCAUUUUAAUGCAUAAUUCCUCUUUUUUUUUAACUAAAUUUAACAUAUUGGAAGACAAAUAAUAAAACAAAAUGUAGCCUCUGUAAAGGUUUUGGCACAUUCUGUGUUUUGUAUUUUUUUUUCUAAUUAAUUAAGUUCUUUUCUCAGCAAAUAAAUGUGCAGGAAGAUAUUUCUAUAUAAUUAUUUUGCCUCUAUAGGAUGUGUUAUUUUCAUUCAAAAUCAACUAAACGUAAUUUGACCGGGAGUGUUCAAACUUUUUGUACGUACAACCGUACAUCUACUUACUUUAAUACUGAAAAGUAUUGCCCAGACUCUCUGUUGUGAAUGGGAGAUAUUACCAUGGUUAAUUACAAUGUAAAUAAGUUCUCAGUUAGUCUGAGGAUGGAAGAGCUACCUCAUUACGAGAUGCUCUAAGGGAAGAUUUCACCAAAAAGUACUAGCUUUGCUAAUAAUGAACAAAAGCUAGAAGGGACCCGUCAACAUACUGCCUCCCCCUUUUAUGCAAUGCUAUUCAUGUUUAAACUCCUUCAUAUGCACUGCAGUGUUGAAUGUGUCUCAGUGAUUUGAAGGACCUCUGUGUUAGUUCCUGGUCAGUGCUUCUGUUCUCACAGCUGGUCAGAAAGACUGCUGCUUCUGCUUUGCUCAGUUUAAAAUGUUGCCUUUAGGACUAUGGAUCGUUCAAAACCACUGGAGCCACUGGAGACUUUGGAUGUGUUCAUGCAUUCCGUUUGAGUCAAGAUGCCUUGCAGAUUUGCUCAUCUUCAAGCAGUGAACUGAUUUUAGCUCAGACCUCUUUUGACUUUGCUUUGAGAUCAGCGAGCAUCCGCAGUACUGCGCAAAAAUCUUAGGCUGGCUCUACACAAUGAAAUUUGCAUGCAACUUUAGUUGCCUAAAACAUACAUGAAACUUAAUUUCAGUUUGCAUUAUGGAAAGAGUCCUGUAACUCAUUUAAAACUCAGCCAUAACCGUUGCAGACAUCUCAGUUUCAGUUUUAUAAGACAACCAAUCAAAACACCGGUAACACAUCACAUGAUCUUGUAGAACAACAUACUGAUACCAAAAAACUGAUUUCACUGGAUCAAUGGAGAGUAAAUAAAACAGAAGAGGCUUUACUUGGCUGUUGAAAAGGAGACCAUCAAACUAUUAUAUUAUAGAGAUUGUAGAUAUAUUAUAGAGACAGAGACGUGGUCCGUGAUGAACUUGUCUUGCUCAUUCUGGCCUAGAGUCACAUCAGAUUUAUCUAUACCUAUAAUAGCUAUUUAAACAUUCAUUUUCAAAACAUAUAGAUAUAGACAAAAGGAACACCAGUGACGGCUGAAAAAAUCAUGCAAAGAUGAUAAUGCUGGAAGUCUAAGUUGGUAUAAGUAAUAUAAGCUGCUGGAGGAGUAAAUGCAUGUGUUGUGUGCAACUUUCAUAGUUUUUGAUUUGUGUAACUGUCAAGUUGCACAGGACUUAUUGCAUGCCACUCGCAACAUGCAACUAGUUGCAUGAAAGUUUCACCGUGAAAACAGUCUGAGAAAAUGAUAUGUACAGAUAUUUAUCUGGAUAGUAAGCGUUUAUGCUUAAAAAUGUUGCAAUCUCAGGUUCAGCUUAGCUUUUACUUCAGUAUUUGCCAGGUUAAUAUGAACAUUGCCUUGAUCCAGUCAGUCUGUAAAGUAUUUAAAAGCCCAUUCUGUUUGUUUCUGUCUUAUUUAGUUUGUUUGUUUGUUUGUUAGUUGUUCUGCCGUCACAGUAAUAAUGUACUUUGGUUAGCUAUAAAGCAGUUGCUGCUUAGUAACCAGCACUCAGCAGAAUGAUAAAAAAAAUGCUGUUGUCACAAAUAACACCAAUCAGAACUAACUGUUGUAUGAAAGCGGUCAUGAUCUCUAAUAUAGCACCUGUCAUGAUGAUUAAUGGUAAAGGUAACUUUGACGCUCAGACCAACCAGCCACUUCAUUAGAGUGUAACAGUUUGAUAGUUUCCCAACUCCAACGCACCCACUAAACCUGGCAAUUAACAAAGAAGUAAAAUCAGGUGUGUUUGAGAAGGUAAAUCACCAGACUGUGUUGGACAACGGCCCUUCGUGCAGCCCUGUUCUAGCCCUUCAUCAGUAGUCGCAGGACACAUAGGACGCUGUUGGCUGGAUAUUUUUGGUUGGUGGACUAUUCUCAGUCCAGCAGUGACACUGAAGUGUUAAAAGGAACUCUGCUCUGUCUGAUC
Messenger RNA from Pygocentrus nattereri (red-bellied piranha), 6736 nucleotides. It is a transcript of the gene swt1, whose product is annotated as SWT1 RNA endoribonuclease homolog. The transcript is spliced from 18 exons. Gene Ontology annotation, cellular component: nucleus. Bases 166 to 3024 code for a protein of 952 amino acids. Lineage: Eukaryota; Metazoa; Chordata; Actinopteri; Characiformes; Serrasalmidae. The record is from RefSeq and is a predicted model, not a curated record.